AUGACGACCUCACAUUCAACAACAUCGUCUCGAAUUCCUCACCAGCGUUUUUCUGACGUCGAAAAUGAACCAAGAAAAUACUUGCUUCCUAUUAGUGGCUACCAGACAACUCCAUUGGUAUCGUUAGAAGAAGCCAUUACACCAGUGAAGCACCUUCUCGACGAAGAUAUUGACGCCAAGGUUUAUAUAUCGAAACAAAACUGUAAAGAGCCAAAGGACGGUCUGACGCAGAAUGAGAGUGCAGCUCUCCAGUUGUACACAAUGGAGAGUGACAAUAGCAAUGCAAGUCUAUAUUUGGUUCUCAAUCAAACGCUUCGCGCUGAAAGUCGAAGAGCGCUCACAAUUUGGUUCCCAUUUUUGAAAUUACUUCUCACGGGCUUAUGGAAAUUGCCGAAUCAGAAGAUGUGUAUUUAUCGGGGAGUCAAUGCUGAUCUUAGCGAGAAAUUAAACAUAGGUGACACCGUUGUCUGGUGGGGAUUUAGCAGUUGCACGAAAUCAUUGGAUGUUUUGCAAAGCGAACAGUUUUUGACAAAAAGCGGAACGCGAACAGUUUUUGACAAAAAGCGGAACGCGAACACUCUUUAA
Molecule: messenger RNA, 585 nt
Organism: Adineta ricciae
Lineage: Eukaryota; Metazoa; Rotifera; Eurotatoria; Adinetida; Adinetidae
Source: the annotation of a GenBank genome assembly